Manihot esculenta (cassava) is the source of this 1674-nucleotide messenger RNA. RefSeq lists its product as uncharacterized. Gene Ontology annotation, biological process: protein phosphorylation. Bases 655 to 1524 code for a protein of 289 amino acids. The transcript is spliced from 2 exons. Gene Ontology annotation, molecular function: phosphatidic acid binding; protein serine/threonine kinase activity. The record is from RefSeq and is a predicted model, not a curated record. NCBI's taxonomy places the organism in Eukaryota, Viridiplantae, Streptophyta, Magnoliopsida, Malpighiales, Euphorbiaceae.
AAAUUAUUAAAAGCUUUAGAAGGCUGGAGAUACAUAUUGGAUCAACCCAUUUCAAAAAAAUCCAGAUAAAAGAAAAACCAGCGCAUACAAGAGAGGGCUCAAAGCCCAAAUUCAAACCCAAUCUAAAUUGGGACACCUGAAUAACACAACCUGGCAAGUCAGCAAAAGAGAUGUGCAGCUGCCGCCACCUGAAACUAAUAUUGGAAUUCAAAGAGAAUUCUCUAAGAAACAUAGAGAAGAGUUCAAUAGGUGAAUUCAAUUAAGCAAGCCAUGCUGCACACUUCAGCUGAAAAACAGGGAUGCUUUUUCGGUUGCUUUCAGCCAGUGGUUUCCAUCAUGUGGACUUUGAAAGUUUUGUCCUUUUCAUGAACUAAAAGCAAAAGGCUAUGAUCCUUUUCUAUCUCCAACAGUGUUUUGCAAAAUAUCUAAAACGGAAUCCGUACCUUAUCAUCUCAAUACAUCAAAUUCUCUCUCUCUGGUGGGCUUCCCUUCUGACACUGACUUCACACCAAUAUUUUUCAGAUAAGCUCUGUAAUUGUAUGGCCUACAUUCUCAAUCUUUAAUAUUUUUCAGUUACAUGUUAAUGUCUUCAAGUUGACAUUUGCAAGAAACUGCUUUAUCUUGAAGAGAAAUCAGAAGGCAGAUUCAUACACCAUGGCUUAUUACAGCUCUAGCUAUUACAUGGAUGAUCAUGGUGAGUACAGUGGCGAUUACCCUUUCAACCCAUAUUAUAAUUCUUAUGAUUCUGCUGCAGUUCAAGCUUCCAUGGCUUAUUCCAGCUACAAAUCCAAUGAUUAUCAAAUUUUUGCCUACGAUCCGAUUCCUCUUUAUGAUCCUGUUUCAAGCUACGCAUCAACAACUGCAUAUUCUGUAUCCAGUUCCAUCGAAUCUAAGUAUGUUCUGCACGAUCCUGAUCUUCAUUAUCCUGCUCAGUCUCAGUUCAUCAUCUCGCACUCUGUUUCAGAGUUCUAUGAGCCUGAUUUUGAAGAAUAUGAUCCAACACCUUAUGGUGGUGGCUAUGAUCUGACUCUGACCUACGGCAAGCCACUUCCACCAUCUGAUGAAACUUGUUAUCCUCGCUCUAAACCUGACCCAGGAACCUUACCCUCAAAUGGAGUCUCUUCUGGGCAAGAACAUGCAGAAACACCAAACAAAGGAAGCCAACCAACGGCCACCAGCGAGCCAGAGAAGCAGCAGCAGCUCGGUGGGUAUGAGCCUGUAGAUUUGUACCCAGGAGAGGAAACCAAGGAAAGGUAUGGUUAUGGCGAUGAAAUUGGCUAUGAGUAUGAGAAACGAGUCGCUGGGCAUGAAAUUCCUUCUGGGUAUGGCUUGGAAGCCAUGGAUAUUUGUGAAGGUUUGUUUGGAUACUGGCCUUGUCUGAGUCGUUCUGCAAGGAGAGCGAAGGAAUGUGAAGAAAUGGCGGAUGUUGGAAAUUGCAGCAAUCAAUGGAAAGGAAGUGCUGAUUAUCUGUUUGGAAGUCCAUACCCUUACGGUGAUACAAGUGAUUCUUGGUCAGCAAGCUGAUCCUGUUUUAAGAUUCAUGGCAUUGUAGAAAGUAAUUUAAAUGUGAAAAAUAUUUUUAUUGAAAAAUGUUGUUUAAGAAAAUAAUUUCUUUAACUCUUAGGUUGUAAUUUAAAAAAUAAUAAUAAGUUUGUGCAUUGAAGUUUAAUGUUC